AAGCAAACAUUUAUGACGAAUCAAGUUAUUUUCUUUAAAAAAGGCUCAAUACUAUCGCCAUCGCUAUCUAACAAACUGAUUUUUGAAAAACGUACAAUGAUGGUACUUCAAAAAAAAACAUGCUUUUCUAAUGCUUUGUUUAAACCUGCAUAUUAGUUAGGAAAGCGUUGUUUUGGGAAUAACUGCAGAUAAUCAAUAGAUUUUGUCUCCAAAAUCAUAUUAAUCUGUGCGCAACGAGGUUUAUAUUGUGACAGAAAGAAAUGAGGACCCUGCUGCUUAUAAGUGCACUGACCAUCACCCGGUUCAUUUCUACAGCUUCUAUAGCAGCAGCAAGUACUGAUUCUACAUCAACAGUGCUCACAAGUACAACUGUGCAACCUACAGAAGCAAGUACUGAUUCUUUAUCAACAGUUCUCACAAGUACAAUUGUGCAACCUACAGAAGCAAGUACUGAUUCUACAUCAACAGUGCUCACAAGUACAACUGUGCAACCUACAGAAGCAAGUACUGAUUCUACAUCAACAGUGCUCACAAGUACAACUGUGCAACCUACAGAAGCAAGUACUGAUUCUACAUCAACAGUGCUCACAAGUACAACUGUGCAACCUACAGAAGCAAGUACUGAUUCUACAUCAACAAUGCUCACAAGAACAACUGUGCAGCCUACAGAAGCAAGUACUGAUUCUACAUCUACAGUGCUCAAAAGUACAACUGUGCAAUCUGCAGCAGCAAGUACUGAUUCUACAUCAACAGUGCUCACAAGUUCAACUGUGCAACCUACAGAAGCAAGUACUGAUUCUACAUCAACAGUGCUCACACGUACAACUGUGCAACCUGCAGCAGCAAGUACUGAUUCUACAUCAACAGUGCUCGCAAUGACAACUGUGCAACCUGCAGCAACAAUUACUGAUUCUACAUCAACAGUGCUCACAUGCACAAGUGUGCAUCCUGCUGCAGCAAGUACUGAUUCUACAUCAACAGUGCUCGCAAGUACAACUGUGCAGCCUGCAGCAGCAAGUACUGAUUCUACAUCAACAGUUAUCAAAAGCACAACUGCGCAACCUGCAGCAGCAAGUACUGAUUCUUCAUCAACAGUGCUAAAAAGCACAACUGCGCAACCUGCAUCAGCAAGUACUGAUUCUACAUCAACAGUGCUCACAAGUACAACUGUGCAACCUACAGCAGCAAGUACUGAUUCUACAUCAACAAUUCUCACAAGUACAACUGUGCAACAUGUAGCAGCAGCAAGUACUGAUUCUACAUCAACAGUGCUCACAAGCACAACUGUGCAACCUACAGAAGCAAGUACUGAUUCUACAUCAACAGUGCUCACAAAUACAACUGUGCAACCUACAGCAGCAAGUACUGAUUCUACAUCAACAGUGCUCAAAAGCACAACUGCGCAACCUGCGCCAGCAAGUACUGAUUCUACAUCAACAGUCCUCAAAAGCACAACUGCGCAACCUGCAGCAGCAAGUACUGAUUCUAUUGAUACAACCACCACUACUAUAACGCCAAGCAUAACUAUGCAUCCUGUUGCAGCAGCAAGUGCUGAUUCUACAUCAACAAUUCUCACAAGUACAACUGUGAAACCUGCAGCAACAGCAAAUAAUGCUCCUACAUCAAUAGUGCCCACAAUGAAUAUUUCUCCACAUGCAGCACAAGCAACUAAUGCUGCAACAUCAACAAUACCCACAACCCCCCGUUCAUUGCCUGCAACAACUUCUAUUGAUACAACCACCACUACUAUAACGCCAAGCAUAACAUCUACACUAUUUACAAAAAUGACAACAAAUGCAGAAACUUCCACAAACUCUACACAAACCUCAGUAACAACGAUUUCUAACGGCUGUCGGAAGAGAGCGGCCGAAGAGGGCGAGUGUGUGGCUAACGCUGAGUGUGUAAAAGAAGGAGACGCAUACUUGUGCAAAUGUAAGCAAGGAUUCGUAAUUCAAUCAUCGCAGUGUAACAAAGAAGAGAUGUCAUGGGGCCAAAACAGAGGAACUUCUGGUAGAUCCUUCAUUGUUGCGUACUGGUUAUUGAUUGUAACUGCAUGCGUACAUCUUGUUCAGACAGUACCAUAGAGUUGAUAAGGGACACAGCAACGCAGUAUUUGUUCUGAACAUAAAAUUCUCCACUGAAUUUUGGCAGUCCGGCCAACCGUUAAAACAUUUGUUUUAAAAUAACACAUUUCUCUUAAAUGAUGAAUGUUUUAUAUAUAUAUAAAAGCCUUUUCCUUUCAUUUUAUCACCAUCAUUGACACUCUGUCGAAUUUUGAAUCUUUGUUUCGAACUUAACCUUACAUGUUCAUAUAUAUAUAUAUAUAUAUAUAUAUAUAUAUAUAUAUAUAUAUAUAUAUAUAUAUAUAUAUAUACUUGAUUUCAUUACUGACUCAUGUACUGCUUUGUAUGUAAUUAAAUGUAGCCUUUUC
This is a messenger RNA of Dreissena polymorpha, 2431 nucleotides long. RefSeq lists its product as uncharacterized. Bases 261 to 2084 code for a protein of 607 amino acids. The transcript is spliced from 6 exons. Lineage: Eukaryota; Metazoa; Mollusca; Bivalvia; Myida; Dreissenidae. The record is from RefSeq and is a predicted model, not a curated record.